UAUUCUGUUUGGAAGGAGGGAAAUAUGUGGUAACAGAUUUUCCCGUGGAGGAAAAGCAGUUGAGAAAGAAAAAAAAAAAAGCAGCUGCUUUUCUUCCUUCUUCUUCCACGUGUUCUUGUUUCCACAUUCAGUGACCCUCAGUUCGGCACAGGCAAAAACAGUUGAAAUUCGAAAAGAUUGAAGUUCUUCUCCCACAAGCAAUUGGUUUCCAAAGGAGUUUCUUAGGUUCGUUAGAGAAUCGAUAAUCUGCAAAAAACGAAGAAGGUUCCUUUGCGUGCGAUUUUUCCAUGGCACAGUUCACCGUACACGGUCGCCUGAAGCCCCUGCUCAACGGAGACGGAAUGUCGAUCUCCGGUUUCGAACCGAAAGCGACAUCUCCGCCCGGAAUCCACAAGCGCAGGUUCAAGUUUCAUGGUUCAAGUAGCCCCAAACUGUACGCAUCAUCCGGUAGAAAAUUCAGUCGUUUCGACGCGGAGGCCUUGAGAAGAGUGGGCAAUGAGAGAAUUCAUGACUACGACGACGAGGAUACUGAUGAGCUAGAGAGCGACGACCUCUCCUGUUUCAGAGGUUUGGUCUUGGACGUCACUUACAGGCCUGUCAAUGUUGUCUGCUGGAAGCGUGCUAUUUGUUUGGAGUUCCUGGAAAAGGCUGAUGUUCUAGAGUAUUAUGAUCAAACUGUUAACUCUCCCAGUGGAUCCUUCUAUAUACCUGCUGUAUUAAGGGUUCCACAUUUACUGCAAGUUGUCAGGAGACGAAGAAUCAAAAACACUUUAAGUCGUAAAAAUAUAAUAUUUCGGGACAGCUUCACUUGUCAGUACUGUUCAUCGCCUGAAGACUUGACCAUUGACCAUGUUCUACCUGUGGCUAGAGGAGGAAAAUGGACAUGGGAGAAUCUGGUGACUGCCUGUUCCAAAUGCAAUUCAAAAAAGGGCCAAAAAACCGUAGAGGAAGCCAACAUGAAGCUACUUAAGGUCCCCAAGGCCCCUAAAGAAUAUGACAUACUGGCCAUACCGCUCACAAACUCCUCCAUAAAGAUGUUUAUAGUGAGAAAUGGCACUCCCGAGGAGUGGCGCCAAUACCUGUCAAGGCCGACUAGAGAGCCAUGACAUCAAUCUCUGGCUGCAAUUUGUACAUAUAACAGUAACAUUCUCCUCACCUUAAUUUCUAAAUGUAUGCCACAGUCAAAUAGUUGUCCAAACGAUGCAUCCUAUGUUAAUAGCAUUCAUGUAUAUUACUGUCAGUCC
Rhododendron vialii is the source of this 1244-nucleotide messenger RNA. RefSeq lists its product as uncharacterized. NCBI's taxonomy places the organism in Eukaryota, Viridiplantae, Streptophyta, Magnoliopsida, Ericales, Ericaceae. The record is from RefSeq and is a predicted model, not a curated record. The transcript has 7 exons. Bases 288 to 1106 code for a protein of 272 amino acids.